This is a messenger RNA of Pyrenophora tritici-repentis Pt-1C-BFP, 978 nucleotides long. RefSeq lists its product as uncharacterized. The record is from RefSeq and is a predicted model, not a curated record. NCBI's taxonomy places the organism in Eukaryota, Fungi, Ascomycota, Dothideomycetes, Pleosporales, Pleosporaceae.
AUGGCAAUCUCUACAGAACCAUCAAAGAGCCUCGAUAUCCUCAUCUCACCUCGUAUCCCUACAGAACUGAUCUUGAAAACCAUCCAACACCUUCCGUUCGAGGACGGGAAACUCAUACAGAGUAUCCGCAAUGCGCACCCGCGUCUAGAGGCCAUUUUCCGCAACUAUGAGCACUCUAUCACAGCCUGGUUCAUGAAGAAAGAGCUUCGCCACGCGCAAACAGACUUUGUCCACGACGGUGGAAACAUCAGUCUGGACUGGUUGGCGGAUUGUGUUAAGAACUACGACGUGGUCGACGAGGUCAUGGACAUACUGUGCUCAGAGCACAACUACAUGGCUGUAUUGCCGCAGAACGCCGCCGUCGCAAACGCGGGACUGCUGUUACUAUACCGUUUAGUCUCGAUCAAAGCACACACCGCAAGAAUCACGUAUAUCAAAUCACUGGAGCGAGACCCACUGAUUGCGAUGUACCUUGUGUUGCAUCAUGCGACGCUAUCAGCCCGAUACCACGGCUACGGUUGGAUCAACCAAAGCACAUACGGUCGCUUCAUGGACGCAAACCAAGUCGAGCUACGCAGCGAGCUGGAAUUUUGUUUCGCAGAAGCCGCGCUGAACCUGGGACCCGAGUUUAUCUCCGAUAGCCUACUAUCCAGCGAAGAGCCGCAUAGACAAGCGACGCUACUCAACUUUUAUCAUAACCACGGCAUCCAUGAUUGGGACUGGCCUUGUUGGGGCUCGGGUAAAGGAGAGUUUGAACCACCGAGGACACAAGGUCCGAAGCUAGAGAAGGGACCAGGGCGGAGUUUGUACACGACGCUCUUGGAGAGGUUGGCGGAACUGGUGGGUUGUGCAUUGGGGGAGGUCAGGAGGAGGAUAGAGCAGGAUCUUGAGCGGUCGGAUCAUUCACUGGCGUAUCUGAGUUUGGGGAGUAAGGCAAGGUUACUGCAGGGACGGGAUUUGGAGUACUUGGACGAUUAA